Molecule: messenger RNA, 1981 nt
Organism: Anopheles funestus (African malaria mosquito)
Lineage: Eukaryota; Metazoa; Arthropoda; Insecta; Diptera; Culicidae
Product: probable 4-coumarate--CoA ligase 3
Exons: 2
Coding region: 273-1901 (542 amino acids)
Biological process (GO): long-chain fatty acid metabolic process; fatty-acyl-CoA biosynthetic process
Molecular function (GO): long-chain fatty acid-CoA ligase activity
Source: RefSeq, a predicted model, not a curated record
UAUACGAGACCAAAAGCAGAGAGAAAUGUUAGAGAUGUCCAAUAGGGUUACAUUAUACAUCUCGAAGCGUCUCUGGCCGAUAACCGACUCGAGACUCAUAGUGAUAACAAGUGACAUAGUACAAUCCAUGCAGAUAAGGGCAAGUAAGGGAACUGUUAAGACACGUAGUUCAAAGUGCUAGAUAGUGUGUUUUUCUUCCGUUUCGUUUUGAGACGAUUCCACAAGAGCAGUCAGUGUUUGAGUGUUGAACAACGUGGAAGUGACGGGCAAAGAUGGCAUUGUGUACGUACGAUGAACAGAGCCGCACCUGGUACGGUAUCCAGAUGGUAUCGAUCUACAAUCCAAAAGCGAACGUUGGUGAGAUCCUGAACCAUAUCCUGCUUCGCACACCCGAUCGGAUUAUGCAGAUCGAUAUGGAUACGAACAAUCGGAUGAGUUGUACCGAGUUUCGGACGCGAAUGAUUCGUUUUGUACAGAACUUAACGGACGCAGGUUUGCGUAAAGGUGACAUUGUGGCCAUGGCAAACGGAAACAGUGAGAAUGUCGCUCCAUUGGCAUGCGCCCUGAUGACAAUCGGAGUGCCCUUUAAUCCGUUGGCACCGGGAUUCAAUGAGGAGGAUAUGGCACAUAUGAUACGUCUCACGGAACCGAAAAUGAUAUUCUGUGAUGAUGAUAACGUGGAGGUAGUUUGUAAGGCCGUCCGUACCGUGUUUGCUGACGAUCGACCAAUCUACGUAUUCGAGAGCUCGCGCUCCAACGUAAAACACGCGGAAGAUUUGCUGAAACCAACUGGUCGGGAGGAACAAUUUGUACCACCGCAUCUGGGUGAUUCGCACGAGCUUCUAUCGAUGAUAGUCUGCUCGUCAGGCACCACUGGACCACCGAAAGGUGUUUGCGUGACGCACGCACAGACGAUCGCCACAAUUGGUUCCUAUCCCUUAGCAAAGCCAAUGACGGUAUUCAACUUCAGCCCACUUUACUGGGGUACAGGGGUUUACAUGCUGCUCAAUACGUUCGCAGGAACCUCAACGCGCCUAAUCACGCGCCGUCCGUUCUCGGAGGAAGCGUUCUUCGAAGCAGUGGAGAAGUUUCGGGCCAACUUCGUGUUCAUGCCACCAUCGUAUGCCAGUCAGAUCGCACGCCACGAGCGUGCGACACAGGUGGACUUCUCCAGUCUACGCAUGCUAUCGUUGGGUGGAAGCUACGUCUCGGAGGCAUUGCGCGAUAAGCUCGACCAACUGCUUCCAAAUGGGCGCACGUACAAUUCGGUUGGCACCUCGGAAAUUGGAUGGGUGUCGUGUGACCUUGCCAAACGGAAGCCCGGCUCGGUCGGAACUCCAGCAAUUAACAUAGCCAUAAAGAUUGUAGACGAUGCAGGAAACGAUUUGGGAGUCGGUGAGAAGGGCCAUGUAUUGAUUAAAGGUUCCGAACCGUUCAUUGGGUACUACAAGAACGAAGCGGCCACACGGGCGACAAUCGAAGAACGUGGUUUUACACGCUCCGGAGAUGUGGGUUACUUCGAUGAGGAAGGAUAUUUGUAUUUGAUCGAUCGAGAGAAGGACAUCUUCAAGUACCGCGGGUUUCACAUCUCUCCAAGUGAACUGGAAGCGAUCGUUGUUCAAAUUGAGGGCGUUUUGGAGGUUUGUGUCGUUGGAAUUCCGGCAGACGAAGAACAUACGACCGAACUACCAACAGCAGCGGUCGUGCGAGUAGCUGGAAAUGCUCUCAGUGCAAACCAGGUGACGGAGAUUGUCGAUCGAAAAGUUUCGGAUUUUAAACGACUCCGGGGUGGAGUUUAUUUUUUGGAUCACUUACCGAAAACACAGAGCGGAAAAAUUUUGCGCCGUAAGGUACUAGAGAAGGUUUUACAGUUGGUUGAGGGCAACAAUGUAGAUGCUUGAAAAGAAGGCUUUUAAAAACAUUACUAUGUCGUUAAUGGAAAUUAACUCAUUAAAUAAAGCACUUUACUUCAUUUGAAAAA